ACGGCAGCAGCACGUGGAGAGGCCGGGAAGCCAAAGCGGCAGCUCCAGCCCAGCGCAGCCCGGCGACGACAUGGAAGAUAUACAACCAAAUAUGGAACUGAAAAGCCCUGAGGAGCAGCCAGUACCUGCAGAAAGGCCAGCCGUUUUGAGUGACUACAGUUUAACCAAGCCACAUGAAAUAGAAAACGCGGACAGUGCAGAAGCCCCAAACAAUGAAGAUGAAGAUACAGGAGAUGAUUCGUUGAAAGUAAAAGAUGAAUACAGUGACAGAGAUGAGAAUGUUUUAAAGCCAGAGCCCAUGGGGAAUGCAGAAGAGCCUGAAAUUCCUUACAGCUAUGCAAGAGAAUAUAAUGAAUAUGAAAACAUUAAGUUGGAGAGACAUGUUGUUUCAUAUGAUGGUAGCAGGCCAACCAGUGGAAAGAUGAACUGCGAUGUGUGUGGAUUAUCCUGCAUUAGCUUCAAUGUCUUAAUGGUACAUAAACGGAGCCACACUGGUGAACGCCCGUUCCAGUGUAAUCAGUGUGGGGCAUCUUUUACUCAAAAAGGUAACCUCCUCCGCCACAUUAAGCUGCACACAGGGGAAAAACCUUUUAAGUGUCACCUUUGUAACUACGCCUGCCAAAGGAGAGAUGCUCUCACGGGGCACCUUAGGACACAUUCUGUGGAGAAACCCUACAAAUGUGAGUUCUGUGGAAGGAGUUACAAGCAGAGAAGUUCCCUGGAGGAGCACAAGGAGCGCUGCCGCACAUUUCUUCAGAGCUCUGAUCUGGGGGACGCUGCAAGUGCGGAGGCAAGACACAUCAAAACAGAGAUGGGAAGUGAAAGAGCUCUCGUCCUGGACAGAUUAGCAAGCAAUGUGGCAAAACGAAAAAGCUCAAUGCCUCAGAAAUUCAUUGGUGAGAAGCGCCCGUGCUUUGACGUCAACUACAGUUCCAGCUACCUGUACGAGAAGGAGAAUGAGAUCAUUCAGACCCGAAUGAUGGACCAAGCCAUCAAUAAUGCCAUCAGCUAUCUUGGUGCUGAGGCACUGCGCCCCCUAGUUCAGACCCCACCUGCUCCCACCUCUGAGAUGGUCCCAGUCAUCAGCAGCAUGUAUCCCAUAGCCCUCACCCGGGCUGAGAUGCCAAAUGGUGCCCCCCAGGAGCUGGAAAAAAAGAGCAUCCACCUGCCAGAGAAGAGUCUGCCUUCCGAAAGAGGCCUGUCUCCCAACAAUAGUGGCCCUGACUCCACGGACACUGACAGCAACCACGAAGAACGUCAGAAUCACAUCUAUCAGCAAAGUCACAUGGUCCUUCCCCGGGCCCGCAAUGGGAUGCCACUUCUGAAGGAGGUCCCCCGUUCUUAUGAACUCCUCAAGCCCCCACCAAUUUGCUCAAGAGACUCCAUCAAAGUAAUCAACAAAGAAGGGGAGGUGAUAGAUGUGUUUCGAUGUGACCACUGCCGAGUUCUCUUCCUGGAUUAUGUGAUGUUCACUAUCCACAUGGGGUGCCACGGCUUCCGUGACCCUUUUGAAUGUAACAUGUGUGGAUAUCGCAGCCAUGAUCGAUACGAGUUCUCAUCUCACAUAGCCAGAGGAGAACACAGAGCCAUGCUGAAGUGAGCGGCAGUCUCUGAGAUCCUGCCUGAGGAUACAACACCUGUUUUUUUGGUUUUUUGGUUUUUUGGUUUUUCUGGUGGUGGCGGUACUGAGGUUUGAAUACAGGGCCUUGCACU
Molecule: messenger RNA, 1713 nt
Organism: Castor canadensis (American beaver)
Lineage: Eukaryota; Metazoa; Chordata; Mammalia; Rodentia; Castoridae
Gene: Ikzf3
Product: IKAROS family zinc finger 3
Biological process (GO): regulation of transcription by RNA polymerase II
Cellular component (GO): nucleus
Molecular function (GO): DNA-binding transcription factor activity; RNA polymerase II cis-regulatory region sequence-specific DNA binding
Source: RefSeq, a predicted model, not a curated record